AUGAAAGCCGUACAUAAAGGUGCUCGCACCAAGAAUAUGGACAAGCUCAUAGCGGCUGUCCAAGCUAGAGAGUGUUUAUGGGACAAGAGUUAUAGAGGACACCGCAAUCGGUUUAAAUUAGAGCGAUAUUGGAAUGAAGUAGCAGCCGAAGUGGGCACGACCAGUCUGAAUUGCAGAAAAAAAUGGAAGAAUCUCAAAGAUCAAUGUCGGAAGGAAAUGAAAAAGAACCCCACGGAUUCAGAAUGGCCACAUUUCCAAAAAUUAAAGUUUAUUCAUCACCAAUUCUUGGCAGAGGAUGAAGAAGGCGAUGAUGACACUACCGACGAAGUUUUCAAUGCACUUGACGAUUCAAUCAAAAGGCCCAAGUUAGGGUACACGUUGAGAAAGAAACUGUUGAUGAAUAAAAGGAGAACCAUAGAUGUUGAUAUGAGUAAACUAAUUGAAUUAGUGAGAGUAAGAGAAAUUAUUUGGAAUCGACAACUGAAAGGUCACCACAAUUGGUACAAGCUAGAUGAAAGCUGGAAAGAAAUUGCACAAGAAUUGGAUGUGACACGUGAUGAAGCCAGACUUAAAUGGAAGUACCUAAGAGACCAAGCGAGAAAGGAAGUUAGAAAACAAGGAGAAUCAGAAUGGGAAUAUCUCCCGAAGCUUCAGUUCCUCACCAACCAAUUCAAUGAUUAUGAAAGUAAUGAAGCUCAAGAUGAUCACUACACUCCAGACGAUAAUGAUCAGGAUCACGAGCCCGAUCACUUUGACGCUGAUCAGAGCAGCAGCUACUACAUCGAACAGCCUCACGAAGUCAGCGUCAAAGAAGAUGAAUUUGAUGAGUUUGACACCAAACCUAUAAUAAUGGAGACUGACUUCUACGACGAUGAUGAUGAGGCUCAGAAGAGUGCCACAGGGGAAGGCUCUGAGACCACAAAAGAUGAGGACAUUGGUUUCUUCAAUAGCCUUCUCCCUCACGUUAAAAAAUUAGGACCAGCUAAGAAGUUAAUGCUGCGAAUGAAGAUUCAAGAGCUGGUUUAUAAUACUGUCUAUAACGAGUAA
Arctia plantaginis is the source of this 1047-nucleotide messenger RNA. The record is from the annotation of a GenBank genome assembly. Lineage: Eukaryota; Metazoa; Arthropoda; Insecta; Lepidoptera; Erebidae.